CAGUGGGAUGCCAUCCUUCCGGUUCAGCAUCCACAUGCCAGGCGUAAGCCAUCGCACGUCAGCGUUCACGCUCAGCGAACAGACGGUCUCUGACGAUGAGGACGUUUUUGGCUGUCUAUGAUCACAGUAGCGUGCUGUGUUCCAUUUUUGUGUGGAGGCAGCUACAAUUAGCCAAAUGUUGAGAUGCUUAUAUCAUGGUCCAUCGUCCCUGGCUGAAAGGGACGCAUUCGUACACUUGACAACAUUCCAAUGGCAAACCCUUGUACGACGACCUUCUGUUCUGACCAGCCUCACGAUGGCUGUAAGAAACAUCAAUUCCCUACAACAUACAUCAAAUCGGAAGUGGGCGAGACAAUGCCCGGUCCUACACAACCGACAUGUGUCGCCUCCAAGAUGGCCAUUAUCGGGUACUCUGGAAGGUAUCCCAGUGCUCAGAGCAACGAGGAGUUCUGGAGCAUAUUGGUUGACGGACGUGAUGUGGCAACGAAGGUACCCAAAGCGCGAUGGGACAUCAACACCCAUGUGGACCCAAGUGGUGAAAGAAAGAACACUAGUGCAGUGCCUUUUGGCUGCUGGCUCAAGGAUCCAGGACUCUUCGAUGCACCUUUCUUCAACAUGAGCCCGAGGGAAGCACCCUACGUGGACCCAGCCCAGCGUCUCUCGUUGACGACAGCAUAUGAAGCCCUAGAGUGCGCUGGAUUAGUACCUGGAUCCACGCCAUCGACACAACGAGAUCGAAUCGGCGUAUUCUACGGCACAGCUAGUAACGACUAUGGCGAAGCCAAUAGCUCGCAGCACAUCGAACCGUACUCCAUACCAGGUGCUUGCCGUGCUUUCAUUCCUGGGCGACAGAGCUAUUUCUUCAAGUUUAGCGGGCCUAGUUAUAGCGUCGACACCGCUUGCGCCUCGAGCUUGUCUACCAUUCACUUAGCGUGUAACGCAUUGCGGCUGAAAGACAUCGACACUGCCGUUGUUGGUGGUACGAACAUCAUCACAAACCCCGACGUCACAGUGGGACUAGACCGUGGCCAUUUCCUGUCGAGAACAGGGAAUUGUAAAACGUUCGACGAGGAUGCGGAUGGUUAUUGUCGGGGAGAAGGCGUUGUCACCUUCGUCAUCAAGCGAUAUGAAGACGCCGUGGCCGACAACGAUCCCAUCAUCGCCCUCAUCCUCGCGUCAGCUACGAAUCACUCUGCCGAAGCUGAGAGCAUGACUCGUCCACAUGUUGCCACACAAUGUGCAAAUAUUGAGAAGGUUCUCUUACGUGCGAACGUGGACCCCGAUAGUGUAAGAUAUGUCGAGAUGCAUGGGACAGGCACCCAGAUUGGGGAUGCGCGAGAGAUGGAGACAGUGCUCACAACAUUUGCACGCGGAACUCGCGAAAUACCCCGUGCUGACCCAUUAUAUCUCGGGUCCGCGAAAGCCAAUAUCGGUCACGGCGAAUCAGUCUCUGGAAGCAUCGCUCUGGCCAAGGUUCUGAUGAUGUUGGAGAAGGAAACCAUAGUUCCACACAUUGGAAUCAAGACGAAGAUGAACCGCAAGAUCCCUGGUGAUCUAGAGCAACGAAACGUCCAUAUUCCCAAAUCAUCAGUCGCAUGGCCACAGUCGAUAGAAAACCCACGCCGCGCUGUCGUCAACAACUUCUCCGCCGCUGGAGGUAAUAGCACAAUCUUGAUCGAGGAUGCGCCCCCGAGGAAUCCAUCCACACAGCGAGACCCUCGCACGUCGUUCGUUGUCGCCGUGUCCGCCAAGUCAAGUACCGGUCUGGCUGCCAACAUCAGAUCGCUGGUCGAGUACAUGAAGAAGGAGAACCCAGAUCUGGCUAGUCUCUCAUACACAAGUACCGCCCGUCGCAUGCAUCAUUCUUUCCGCGUUGCUGUGUGUGGCUCCUCCAUCUCAGACGUCUGCGAGCAGUUAGAGCGCAGACUGAUACCUGAUGGAGUCACCAAAUCUAUCGAUGCCGUGAAGAGCGCACCGGAUAUCGCUUUUGCAUUCACUGGACAGGGCAGUCAAUAUUUCGGGAUGGGUCGUGAUCUGCUCAACUUCCAGUCCUUCGCACAGGACAUGCACAGGCUCGACACGCUCUGCCAGAAGCUCGGAUUUCCUGCCGUACUGCCCUUCAUACAAGCUGACAGCAACGCCAUGUUCGAGCCCUCGCCGGUCGUGGUGCAGCUUGCAUUGACUUGCUUGCAGAUUGCCAUGGCUCGGCUUUGGCAAUCUUGGGGAGUGCAACCUACUGCAGUAGUUGGUCACAGUCUAGGCGAGUACGCCGCGUUGUGUGUUGCUGGCGUCUUGUCGGAGUCAGAUGUCGUCUGGCUUGUGGGGAAAAGGGCACUACUUCUUCAAGACAAGUGUACACCGAACACGCACUCGAUGAUCGCUGUCGAUGCAGCGUGGGAAAACAUCUCCAUGUUGGACCUUGAUGCCUUCCGAGUCGAGAUCGCCUGCAAAAACAGCCCGAAUCAGAUUGUCUUAAGCGGCGCAAACGCGGAUGUCGCCACGGUUCAAGACAUCCUAUCAGAGGCUCAUAUUAGUUGUACCAGGCUGGACGUUCCACUGGCUUUCCAUUCGGCUCAAGUAGCGCCCAUCCUGGACGAACUCAUGGUUAUCGCAGGGAGUGUCGAAUACAAAGCCCCGCGUAUACCAGUCUUGAGUCCGCUCCUGGGUGAGGUCGUGGUCGAAGCAGGUGUAUUCGGUCCAGCGUAUCUCGCGCGGCACUGUCGCGAAACAGUGAACUUUACUGGAGCCAUUCGUGCCAAUCACACUCUUACCGAUAGCACAGCCUGGGUCGAGAUUGGGCCACACCCUGUACUAUCCGGCUUUCUGCACUCUACACUGGCUUCGGCUGUUACUGUUGCUGCGUUACAUCGACAUGAAGACGCCUGGUCUUCCACGGGCAAGGCCUUGGCUACUCUGUACACAUCCGGGGUUGACGUGCAGUGGGCCGCAUACCAGUCUGACUUCAUCGGACAUGCUUCCGUUCUGCGUCUACCGUCUUACAGCUGGGACCUGAAGGAGUACUGGAUUCCGUAUGAGAACGACUGGCGUCUGCACAAAGGCGGACUGUGUGUCACUCCAAACGCAGCAGCCCCAUCUUCCACUCCUGAAAAACUUCCCAACAACGCGCCCAGAGAUGAAGGUAAGAGCAAAAAGCGUCCGCGGCCCACGCAAGCCCAUCAACACCACGUCAAGAAACAACGCAUGAGCCUCCCAUCAACGAGCGCGAGUCCAAACCCGACGCGCAUCACAAUCCAGCUAGACAUGAAGACAAUGAAGCUAGAAGUCGACAUCGACACAGGAAGAGCAGCACUCAAGCCCCGCCGUCCACGCCGCACGCCAGACCGCAAAGCACUUUCCCCCGCAACCCCUCAGCCAGAACCCACUCUCCACAACAGCACUUCACGCGACAGGUCCUGGUCGCACGCCCUGAACAUCAUGUCCGAAGCCAGCGGCGUGCCGACGUGCGCUCUCACCGACGCCGUCGUCCUGGCGGACGUUGGCUUCGACUCCCUGCUCGCGAUGACGUGCUCGGAGCGGUUUCGGAAGGAGUGCGGCGUCGAAUGCCCAACUAGCGUGUUUUUCGAGUAUCCGACGGUCGGGGGGUUGAAGGCUUUCUGGGUGGAGGGGAGGGCCGAGAAGUAUGCUGACUGUCCGAAUGACUCGGAUUCAACGGCCGUUGUGUCGGAUCGGGAUGGGUAUUUUUCGGACCGUGGAUCGGAGUCGUCGGGGCUGAGUUCGUCGGACUUUCAUUCGGAUUGCGAUUAGGUGUCGCUUUCGGUUAGUGAUGGAUUUGUGGUCGAUAUCGUGGGGGGAGCGGAAAGGAGUGUUGAAGUUCGUUUUCGAUAUGAGUGAUGGGGAUGAGGAAAAGGUCGGGGUUGAGGGGAUGUAUUUCGUAUUAUGUGGUUUGUAUCAUAGGUUGAGAUUUCCAAGUUCGUAUAUAAAUCAAAUUGUUCUGGAGUGGUUAACUAGUCACUCAUAUUCGCAUCCUG
This is a messenger RNA of Dothidotthia symphoricarpi CBS 119687, 3989 nucleotides long. RefSeq names its product ketoacyl-synt-domain-containing protein. NCBI's taxonomy places the organism in Eukaryota, Fungi, Ascomycota, Dothideomycetes, Pleosporales, Dothidotthiaceae. The record is from RefSeq and is a predicted model, not a curated record. Bases 250 to 3765 code for a protein of 1171 amino acids. Gene Ontology annotation, molecular function: fatty acid synthase activity; phosphopantetheine binding; 3-oxoacyl-[acyl-carrier-protein] synthase activity. The transcript is spliced from 3 exons. Gene Ontology annotation, biological process: secondary metabolite biosynthetic process; fatty acid biosynthetic process.